AUGAAGCGCUUGAACGCUGACCACAACCCCAGGAAUAAAGAUCGGUGUGAAGGCCAGGAGCUCAGCAGAUCGGGAGAGGCGGCCCCAGGCACUCAGACGGGACCGACCGAGGUCUGCCGAGGCCCAGCGGGCAGCAGCAUGGCGUCUGUGGCCGAGUACUACGCCGGCAAGAGCGUGCUGAUCACCGGAGCCACCGGCUUCAUGGGAAAGGUCCUGGUGGAGAAGCUGCUGAGGUCCUGCCCUGAGGUCAAAGCCCUCUACAUCCUGGUCAGACCUAAAGCCGGACAGUCCAUGCAGCAGAGGGUCAACGACAUGAUGAAGUGCAAGCUGUUCGACCGAGUGAGAGAGGACAACCCCGACUUCCACCAGAAGAUCGUGGCCAUCAGCAGCGAGCUGACCCAGCCGGGCCUGGCCAUCAGCUCCCAGGACGUCGCCACGCUCACCGCCUGCAUCAACGUCGUCUUCCACUGUGCCGCCACCAUCCGCUUCGACGAGCCGCUCAAACACGCCCUGCAGCUGAACGUGAUCGCCACGCAGCAGCUCCUGGGCCUGGCCCAGCAGAUGCACCACCUCGAGGCCUUCAUUCACGUCUCCACCGCCUAUGCAAACUGCAACCGCAAGCACAUCGACGAGGUCGUCUACCCGCCGCCCGUGGAGCCCAAAAAGCUCAUAGAGUCUCUGGAGUGGAUGGACGACGGCAUGGUGCGGGACAUCACGCCGCGGCUCAUCGGCGAGCGGCCCAACACCUACACCUACACCAAAGCCCUGGCUGAGUACGUGGUGCAGCAGGAGCAGGACAAGUUCAGCAUCGGCAUCAUCAGGCCCUCCAUCGUGGGAGCCAGCUGGCAGGAGCCGUUCCCCGGUUGGAUCGACAACUUCAAUGGGCCGAGUGGAGUCUUCAUAGCCGCGGGAAAAGGCAUCCUGCGCACCAUGAGGGCCAACAACGACGCCGUGGCCGACCUGAUCCCCGUGGACGUGGUCAUCAACCUGACCGUGGCGGCUGGGUGGUACACCGCCGUGCACAGACCUAAAACAGCCCUGGUGUACAACUGCACGACCGGUGGCAUCAACCCGUUCCACUGGGGGGAGAUUGAGCACCACGUGAUGUCGUCCUUCAAAAGGAACCCCCUGGAUCAGGCCUUCCGCAGGCCCAACGCCAACAUAACCUCCAACUAUCUCAUCAACCAGUACUGGAUCCUGGUCAGCCACAAGUUCCCGGCCUUCAUCUACGACCUCUUCCUGCGCCUGUCCGGACAGAAGCCACAGAUGAUGCGCAUCUUCAACCGCCUCCACAAGGCCAUCGGCCUGCUGGAGUACUUCAGCAGCCAGGACUGGGAGUGGGGCUCGGAGAACAUCAGCAUGCUGAUGGGCCAGCUGACCCCAGAGGACAGGAAGAUCUUUAACUUCGAUGUGCGCCAGCUGAACUGGCCCGAGUACAUUGAGAAUUACUGCCUCGGCACCAAGAAGUACGUCCUGAACGAAGACAUGUCCGACAUUCCCGCUGCCAGGCAGCAUCUGAGGAAGCUGAGGAACAUCCGCUACACCUUCAACACGCUGUUAGUCGUUUUCAUCUGGAGGGUGUUCAUCGCCCGCUCUCAGAUGGCCAGAAACAUCUGGUACUUUGUGGUCAGCCUCUGUUUCAAGUUCCUGUCCUACUUCCGUGCAUCCAGCACCUUAACCAACUGA
This is a messenger RNA of Menidia menidia (Atlantic silverside), 1686 nucleotides long. The record is from the annotation of a GenBank genome assembly. Lineage: Eukaryota; Metazoa; Chordata; Actinopteri; Atheriniformes; Atherinopsidae.